AUGGAUGAAGCUGCACGUGUCAUGCUCGCUAAAUUGACUUUGGUGGAUCCAACGACGUCUUCAUUUUCAGCGUAUCAACAGAGCGCAGAGAUUCGACAAUUUUGGAAGCUAAUCGAGUCGUCCAUUCAGACCAUACUUACAGUAGUUUCCAACAACUUUUCCACCACAAAUCAGUUUGAUGUCUCAUCCCGGUUAAUCAGUAUUUUGAGUGCAUCUACAUUACUAUCAUCGAUAUUGUAUGCCAUUAUUGCAACUCAAAAACGCAUCAACAAGUCGGAUGAUAACAUUGAAAGUGUGAUGAAAAAGGAGAUGCAAGUAAUAUUGUAUCAUAUUCAGAUACUCAAACAAGAUUUAAAUUGGUCAAACAUCAAAGCAGAGUCUGCCCAGGAAGCCAUCAUACAUCAUACAGACAUUUUAAUAGAUUCAUUGGUUGCUUACACGCUGUCUCCAUUCAAUGCGCCUUUGCAAGUGCACCCUUACAAAGGCAUGUAUUAA
Mucor velutinosus is the source of this 495-nucleotide messenger RNA. RefSeq lists its product as uncharacterized. The record is from RefSeq and is a predicted model, not a curated record. NCBI's taxonomy places the organism in Eukaryota, Fungi, Mucoromycota, Mucoromycetes, Mucorales, Mucoraceae. The transcript is spliced from 3 exons. Bases 1 to 495 code for a protein of 164 amino acids.